Molecule: messenger RNA, 1602 nt
Organism: Pimephales promelas (fathead minnow)
Lineage: Eukaryota; Metazoa; Chordata; Actinopteri; Cypriniformes; Leuciscidae
Source: RefSeq, a predicted model, not a curated record
UUCGUUCAAGUGCUGCCAGCAUAAUCUCCGGUUUUAUCUCCGAAUAUCUGAUUCGUUCAAGUGCUGCCAGCAUAAUCUCCGGUUUUAUCUCCGAAUAUCUGAGUAAAUUCGUUCAAGUGCUGCCAGCAUAAUCUCCGGUUUUAUCUCCGAAUAUCUGAGUAAAUUCGUUCAAGUGCUGCCAGCAUAAUCUUCUGUUUCAUCUCCGAAUAUCUGAGUAAAUUCGUUCAAGUGCUGCCAGCAUAAUCUCCGGUUUUAUCUCCGAAUAUCUGAGUAAAUUCGUUCAAGUGCUGCCAGCAUAAUCUUCUGUUUCAUCUCCGAAUAUCUGAGUAAAUUCGUUCAAGUGCUGCCAGCAUAAUCUCCGGUUUUAUCUCCGAAUAUCUGAGUAAAUUCGUUCAAGUGCUGCCAGCAUAAUCUCCGGUUUUAUCUCCGAAUAUCUGAGUAAAGAUGUUUCACUUAAUUGAGUUCCUGCUAAACAAAACCGUAGCAGUGGUGCCACAAAAUUGGUACAGUGAUGGAGUUACCUACUGGCCAAACUACAAAAAUGAUGAGAGAGUGAACAGAGCAGUGAAAAAUUCUGAGGAACCUGGACCUGACUGGAGAAAAUAUGAUGCCAGAGUUAUUAAAUCCUGUGGUACCUACUUUGUGGCACGACAAGUUUUGAAGAAAGCUCUAAAGUGCAACACAUCAGAUCUACAGUCUGAAGAGGAAGAGGAGGAGAUUCGGCCAAAAAGAAGGCCAAAGCCGAUUCAUUUCUUCGGAGACUCUGAUGAGAGCGAGGAGGAAGAUGCUCAUAAAAAGAGAGGCAAACUUUUAACACAACCAUCAGCUCCAGUUAUCGCACCACCACCUUUUAUCCUGAGUAGCGGCACAGCUGCUCCACCUCCACCCAUUUCUCAACCUCCACCCAUUUCUCAACCUCCACCCAUUUCUCAACCUCCACCCAUUUCGCCACCUCCACCCAUUUCACCGCCUCACUGUUCACAGAGACCAGCAGAAGAGCAAACCCCUUCUGCAAGCAGGGUCUACAGACCUACCUGGCGGGGGGGAAGAUGUGGAUCAGACAGCAUUGCCUGCUCUGCUGCAGAAGUCCACAUAUUAAGCCUGCUGGAACUAAUAAAGCAUCAACAAGAGCAACUUAUAACUAAAGUAAAUUACUUGACGAGCAAGUUGAAUCCAGCAGGCCAAGACAUGGAAAUGCUUGAAAACCCAGUUGUGUUUCCAUUAACAUCCAUGCCAGAGGUUGAGCAUUUUGAGGAAUGGCUCAAAAAUCCUGCAAAUAACCAACUGAAGUUUAGUGUGAUUUCCUCCCUGGCAACUAUUGGGGGCCAUGACACGAAACGUGUCACAUGGAACAUCCUUUCCCGCAUGUUCCAUGACGAUGUUGCGAGGAGAAUCAACUGGAAGGGCAUGAAUGGGAAAAAAUCUUUCAACCAGAUGGAGUCAAAGAAGUUACUCCUGUGUGCUGUGAGAAAGAGCCAUGUCUCCCGUGCCGCCACCGAUGACGACAUUACAAAACAUGUAAUCCGUUGGUUCAACCUGGCAUCAGAUAGGGGAAGCUCAAGGAGCCGUCCCCCCUGUCAGCAAACCUUGACCGAACAGUAG